This is a messenger RNA of Sinocyclocheilus anshuiensis, 2080 nucleotides long. RefSeq names its product lysophosphatidylcholine acyltransferase 1 (gene lpcat1). The transcript is spliced from 15 exons. Gene Ontology annotation, molecular function: 1-acylglycerophosphocholine O-acyltransferase activity; lysophosphatidic acid acyltransferase activity; calcium ion binding. Gene Ontology annotation, cellular component: endoplasmic reticulum. Lineage: Eukaryota; Metazoa; Chordata; Actinopteri; Cypriniformes; Cyprinidae. The record is from RefSeq and is a predicted model, not a curated record. Bases 187 to 1767 code for a protein of 526 amino acids.
ACCUCCGAUGUGAUAUCAGAACCUGCGUUGAUCACGCAUGCGCACAAUGAAAACGCGCAAAAUGCUGAUCGCUCGGUGAUUUACAGAAGCGGAGAGCGUCAAAAGCGAAGCCAAACACCGCCAGCUCAAACCCGACCAGAAGGCAGCGCAUGUAAGACCAGGGAAUCUGAAAGGUUCUUCAGUGUUAUGAGGUUCCCUAACAGAAAACUACACACGGCGGUGGAUGGAGAAGACGCGGGCGUUUUUGCACACUUCAGAAAUCCUUUCGUGCACGAGUUGAGAUUUACUCCUCUGCAGAAACUCAAGAUAGCAGUGAUGACUGUGACGCUGUUCCCUGUUCGUCUGCUCUUUGCUGCAUUCAUGAUGUUGCUGGCCUGGCCCUUUGCAUUCGUGGCUACUGUUGGCCGUUCUGAGGAUGCAGUUGAACCUCUAUCCUGGUGGAGGUGGCUGGUAGAUCUGGUCCUAAAGGCCAUCAUGAGAGCCAUGUGGUUUUCUGGAGGGUUUCACUGGGUCCGUGUGAAGGGCCGGCCUGCACUGCCUAGUGAAGCACCCAUCCUCACAAUGGCCCCUCACUCAUCUUACUUUGACGCCAUCCCUGUCACCGUGACGAUGGCCUCUAUAGUGAUGAAGGCUGAGAGUAAAGACAUUCCAGUCUGGGGCACUCUUAUCAAAUUCAUCCGGCCCGUGUUUGUGUCCCGCUCAGAUCAGGACUCUCGGAGGAAGACUGUCGAGGAGAUCAAACGCAGAGCUUGCUCUGAUGGCGAAUGGCCUCAGAUCAUGAUAUUCCCGGAGGGCACAUGCACCAAUAGAUCCUGUCUCAUCGCAUUUAAGCCCGGUGCGUUUAUCCCUGGAGUUCCCGUGCAGCCUGUGCUGUUGCGGUAUCCUAAUGAGAUGGAUACAAUCUCAUGGACGUGGCAAGGGCCUGGAGCGUUUAAGAUUCUAUGGCUCACAUUAUGUCAGCUACAUAACUCUGUAGAAAUAGAGUAUCUUCCUACAUACACCCCGUCAGAGGAGGAGAAGAAGGAUCCAGCCCUGUUCGCCAAAAAUGUGAGACGUAUCAUGGCCAAGGCACUUGGGUUGCGCAUUAUCGAUUACUCCUUUGAGGACUGCCAGCUUGCUAUGGCCAAAGGCCCUCUGCGAUUGCCCAAACACACCUGUUUGCUGGAGUUUGCCAGACUGGUACGACAUUUAGGGCUGAAGGCGGGUGUCACUGAUGAAGUCCUGCACGAGGAAGCCUCUAGGGCCCGUGAACUGUGUGGAAGCAGACUGGACGUGGAGGGAUUUUCUCAGUACCUCAACCAACCCAUGACAGAAGCAGUACAGGACAUCUUCUCACUUUUUGAGGAGCAUGGGAAGAUGGAUGUGAGAGAAUAUGUCAUCGCCCUGUGUGUGGUCUGUAGACCUUUCAGAUAUCUGGAGACCAUUAAACUGGCAUUCAGGAUGUUUGAAGCACAGGAGGAUGGAGCAGUUGUAGAAGAUGAGUUGGCCGUCAUUCUGAAAACUGCUCUGGGGAUUGGAGAUUUUGCUGUUUGCUACCUUUUCAGGGCCAUCGAUUGUCAAGACAAAGGAAAGAUCACAUUUGAUGAUUUUUGCCGGUUUCUGGAGGACUGUCCUGAUUUCGUGGAGCAGUACCACUGUCUCAGUGAGCCGAUCCCUCAACCCUCCAGAGAAUCCACAUCACCCUCAGAGUCUCAGCCUUCAACUAACGGCUUCUGUGCUGACUUCAGCCCUCGAGAUCCCAGCGCACACAGCAAGAAACAGAACUAAACGCAGCUUUUACUAUCACAGCCUGUCACCCUCAGUGUGUGAGGGUGUUUGUGUGUGCAUGUGUGUACUUCUGUGUGCAGGAGAGAUGAUGACAGACCAUAUCUUUAAGUUGAAUUGGGAUUUGCAUCUGGGUACAUUACCCCAGGGAUUCUUCCAGAGUUCUGUUCAAAAUCCUUCAGUUAUUUAUUUUUUUAUGCCCCUGAAGAACCUGUCUUACGAAUGGAAACAAAACUAAAUUUUUAUGAGAUUUUAAUGGAUUUCUAUAUAAAGUGCUGUUUGCUUUAUAACAUGAGCGUGGGGUUUGAAUAUACUC